UAUGAACGACGCAAAGGCGAAUUAACCAGUCGAUCGGCAUCCACUGACCGGAGCGCAUUACCUAAUACGUUACUCACAUAACAAGCAACAUGAAGACCGCGCCUAUAUUACUCGUUGUUCUGCUGUCGUUCGUUUGUGUCAGCUAUUGUAAAGACCUGAUUGUGGGCUCCAGUUUCAACAACAGAUUGAUACAUCAGCAAAAAGCCGAGUACAAUGCCAUCCCACUCAAGAAACGAGUUAAGGAGGUGUUCUUCUCAGACCCCGGACAACAGAUUAUCAAGGGCAUAAUUCUCCGGGACUUGGACCACACUGAUGCGAUCCCCAGCGUGACUGCCGGCGGAGUCGGCUUCUCAUACGCCAACAUUAGGCUGAAGAGCGACCGAGGAUCGGGCCUCAACUACCAGAUCGAGAUCUACGUCUGAACAGCCAAAGUCAAGACUCCCUUAACUAUUAACUAUGCUUAAGUUAUAUUUGUUUAGAAAUACGUCAUUAAUUUGUUUAUUCUUACAAAAAAUAUUUGUCAGAAAGUUUAUAUAUUAAACUAUCUGAUAAUAAAAAGGUAGUUUUUACUUGUGUCCAUACAGAACUAAUCGAUGUAGUCAGGAAUAACCCCACAAGUAGAGCAAUUAUCAAAUACAAGACGAUAAACAACACUCAUAAUUUGAACUGAACAAUAAAAAACAUGCUAUAUUACACUUAUUACCCAGUA
This is a messenger RNA of Trichoplusia ni (cabbage looper), 709 nucleotides long. RefSeq lists its product as uncharacterized. The record is from RefSeq and is a predicted model, not a curated record. Lineage: Eukaryota; Metazoa; Arthropoda; Insecta; Lepidoptera; Noctuidae. The coding region runs from base 90 to 422 and encodes 110 amino acids. The transcript is spliced from 2 exons.